This is a messenger RNA of Salarias fasciatus (jewelled blenny), 1789 nucleotides long. RefSeq names its product smoothelin-like 1 (gene smtnl1). The record is from RefSeq and is a predicted model, not a curated record. The coding region runs from base 147 to 1478 and encodes 443 amino acids. Lineage: Eukaryota; Metazoa; Chordata; Actinopteri; Blenniiformes; Blenniidae. The transcript is spliced from 5 exons. Gene Ontology annotation, molecular function: protein binding.
AGGAGAAAGGGAGACAGACGCCAAGUCCCACACAGAGAGAGCUGUGCCGAGGAGGAUUCACCUUUACUUCACUGAGAAUCUCCUGAAGGAGUGUAGAAAGGAAGAGAAAUUUGGUUCAGGUGGACACACUGACAUUUCUGGACAUCAUGGAGGGAGGAACACUCAGCCAGGAUACAGCCGAGUCUCCAGGGACGACCAAUCAGACUGACACAAACAACAAUGAAGAGACAGGUGAGCCAGAGCAGGUGGAAAAUAAAGAACCCGUGACCACAGGAGAAAGUCCAGGGCUAAUGGAUGUGGGUGAGAAGGAGGAGGAAAGUGCUGCAUCAGAGAUUGUAGGAGAAGAGAUGGCCAUUAGUGGUGAGACGAACAAACCCCAGACGACGUCAACGCCUGCUCAAAGUGAGAGUGAAGAGACCGGACAAGAUAAAGACAAACCAUCUACUGGUGAUGUUGCGAAGGAUUCCGAAACAACAGGGGAAGAAACUAAGGAAAAGGGAAAAGCGGAAGCAGACGAGAAGAAAGAGGCUCAAAAGUCUGGUGAGGAUGAAAAGGAGACAAAGGACAAAAACAAAGACAGAGAGAAGAGUAAAUCUGAGAAAGAGGGGAAAGAUGUCGCUGACAAAGAGGCCAAAGGUGUGGAGAAGAACAAACAAGUCAAGGAGGCCGAUACAGACACGAAAGAUAAAGGAAAAACAAAGGAGGCAGAAAAACAGGGGAAGCCCAGAAGAAAGGCUGGUCCUCCCUCCUCUGUAGCCAGACCGAGGCAAUCGGCACGCUCGAUUAGAGCCGCUGCUAGAAACGACAUCAUUGCUAAGUUCCAACAAGGUGCACCAGAGACACCGAUAGCCCGCAACUUCAAAAUCCAAAAGUCAUCAACGGCUGCAGCUACAGGAGCUUCAAUCAAACAGAAGAUGCUUCAGUGGUGUCGAAGCAAGACUCGCAAGUAUGAGGGUGUCGACAUAGAAAACUUCUCCUCGUCCUGGUCUGACGGGAUGGCGUUUUGUGCUCUGAUCCAUCGUUUCUUCCCAGAAGCUUUUGACUAUAAGUCACUGAAUCCAAAGGACAGGAAGAAAAACUUCACACUGGCCUUCGAAACUGCAGAGACUCUGGCUGACUGCUACCCUUUGCUGGAAGUGGACGACAUGAUCAUGAUGGGGUCCAACCCAGACCCCAUGUGUGUUUUCACUUACGUCCAGUCCCUCUGCCACAGCCUCUCGAAAAUAGAGAAGGAGAGGAAAGACAAAGAAGAGAAGGAAAAGGAGAAAACUGGCAAAAAAGAAGACGAAAACAAAGAAGACAAUGAAGAGUCAGAGGUGUUGGAGAAGAAUGAGGAAGAAUCUGCUGAGACAGCAGACAGUCAAGUGGAGAAGGAAGCAGACGACGUGGCGGCAGAGGGACCCAGAGAGGAAGAUCAGCCACUGAAAAGUUGUGAGGUGGAAGAAGGUGAGAGUCUGCUGGCUGAUACAGAAUCCUAGAGGAAUGCUCACGCCAAACAAAGAGACUGUAAAGACCAAAAUGAUUGCUGCUGGUUGUACAAUGAGUAAGUCUUAGUUUGUUGUUGAAUCGAUGACAGUAAGCCACAUGAGGUCGAAGCUCAGCUCAGUAAUGUCCCACAGAAAGUGUGUUUGCAAAUGGACGGUACUGUGUGUAUUUUAAAAUUCACUUUUGAGUUUUUGUCUAUGUUUUGAACACAGAAAACUGAUAUGUUUGUUUUUACAUUACUUACUGUGUGUUUAUGGAUUAAAAAAUAAUUGAAUAAUAUGAAUAAUAAAGUUUUUUGGGUGUC